AUGGGACUGGAUGAUUGGAAUAUAGAAAAGUUGGUCGAUGACACCGCUAGACGUAUCGCAGAAGGAAUGGUGGAAGCUAUGGAAAAGGCGUUUCGUGAAAACCCCCGAUUUCGCGAACAAGUCCUACAACUCGAUCGGAUGAUAAUAGCUGAACUAAGAGAGCAAGUCAAGGAUAAUAAUUUAAAGGAGAGGCAUUUCUGGAAUGGUGGGAAUGAGAAAAUGAGAGGACGACUGAACCAUGAAGAGAAGGAGAAGUUCGGGAGAAGAGAAGCUAACGGAGAGAACUUUCAUGGAGUGUGUCCACUAAAAGUUAAUAUUCCAGGCUCGGCCUGGAACAACAGAUCAGCAGCAGGCAAUCGAAGUUGGCGUGAUACUGGAUAUGGAGUUGGGAGAAUGAGACCACGCGGACCUUCGAUGAGGAACAACUACUGGUUGCCGAGUCACGACAAUGACGGAUGGUUUUACAUGUCGGGUCGGAAGCUUCGCUGGAUUUUGGAAGAAAAGUCGAACAGAGCGAACUUUUCAUAUUGUGGGGGAGGCUCGGCCUGGAACAACAGAUCAGCAGCAGGCAGUCGAGGUUGGCGUGAUACUGGAUAUGGAGUCGGGAGAAUGAGACGACGCGGACCUUCGAUGAGAAACAAUUACUGGUUGCCGAGUCACGACAAUGACGGAUGGUUUUACAUGUCGGGUCGGAAGCUUCGCUGGAUUUUGGAAGAAAAGUCGAACAGAGCGAACUUUUCAUAUUGUGGGGGAGGUGUUGUAUAG
Caenorhabditis remanei is the source of this 765-nucleotide messenger RNA. RefSeq lists its product as uncharacterized. NCBI's taxonomy places the organism in Eukaryota, Metazoa, Nematoda, Chromadorea, Rhabditida, Rhabditidae. Bases 1 to 765 code for a protein of 254 amino acids. The transcript has 3 exons. The record is from RefSeq and is a predicted model, not a curated record.